AUGAGGAAAAGAAGAGGAAGAGGAAGAGGAAAAGGAAAAGGAAAAGGAGAGGAAAAGGAUAAGGAGAGGAAAAGGAAAAGGAGAGGAAAAGGAAAAGGAGAGGAAAAGGAAAAGGAGAGGAAAAGGAAAAGGAGAGGAAGAGGAAAAGAAGAGGAAAAGGAAAAGAAGAGGAAAAGGAAAAGAAGAGGAAAAGGAAAAGAAGAGGAAAAGGAAAAGAAGAGGAAAAGGAAAAGAAGAGGAAAAGGAAAAGAAGAGGAAAAGGAAAAGAAGAGGAAAAGGAAAAGAAGAGGAAAAGGAAAAGAAGAGGAAAAGGAAAAGAAGAGGAAAAGGAAAAGAAGAGGAAAAGGAAAAGAAGAGGAAAAGGAAAAGAAGAGGAAAAGGAAAAGAAGAGGAAAAGGAAAAGAAGAGGAAAAGGAAAAGAAGAGGAAAAGGAAAAGAAGAGGAAAGGAGAGGAACAGUUGA
Schistocerca serialis cubense is the source of this 462-nucleotide messenger RNA. RefSeq names its product nucleolar protein 58-like. The transcript has a single exon. Lineage: Eukaryota; Metazoa; Arthropoda; Insecta; Orthoptera; Acrididae. The record is from RefSeq and is a predicted model, not a curated record. Bases 1 to 462 code for a protein of 153 amino acids.